Molecule: messenger RNA, 690 nt
Organism: Penicillium bovifimosum
Lineage: Eukaryota; Fungi; Ascomycota; Eurotiomycetes; Eurotiales; Aspergillaceae
Product: putative translation initiation factor IF3
Exons: 1
Coding region: 1-690 (229 amino acids)
Biological process (GO): mitochondrial translational initiation; ribosome disassembly
Cellular component (GO): mitochondrion
Molecular function (GO): translation initiation factor activity; ribosome binding
Source: RefSeq, a predicted model, not a curated record
AUGAACCACACUCGCACUCUGAUUUCCUCAGCACAGGCUCUACGCCGGAUCUUCAUCGCACCAAUUCGCAUUUCAAGAGUUGGUCUUCUUUCAUUCAACCCUCUCCACAAUGGCAUCCAGUCUCGCUUCUUCCAACAAUCCCGGCCCCGAGCGCUACGAGAAUACCGACCGCCUGUUGAAACCCCACCAAUAAACGGAGCUAUUCGUGGACCAUUUAUCCAAGUUGUGAACGACGAAGGCAACCUUGACCCUCCAACGAGACUAGAGGAUGUCCUUGAAUCAUUCGACCACGAGACAUUUUUCCUUCUCCAGGUGCAAGAAGGGACCCGUGACGAACCGCCAGUCUGCAAGAUCUUGAAUAAGAAAGAAUACCGAGCACAUGAGAAGGCCAAAGCAAAGUCAGCCCGCGCAACCAAAGUUAUAGUCAAGCAAAUGGAGCUGAACUGGGCCAUUGAUGCCCACGACCUGUCGCAUCGCCUGAAACAGCUUUCGACCUUUUUGGACAAAGGCCGGAGGGUCGAAAUUCUAUUGACCACUAAGAAGCGCAAGCGCAACCCUACGGUAGAUGAGAUCAAACAGGUCAUCCAGAGUGUGUUGGAUACGAUCAGAGAAGCAGGUGGUACUCAGACCAAGGCAAUGGAAGGAGAACCGGGGAAGCAACUCAAGAUUACUGCGCAGAAGGCCACCUGA